Molecule: messenger RNA, 395 nt
Organism: Puccinia graminis f. sp. tritici CRL 75-36-700-3
Lineage: Eukaryota; Fungi; Basidiomycota; Pucciniomycetes; Pucciniales; Pucciniaceae
Exons: 4
Coding region: 24-395 (123 amino acids)
Source: RefSeq, a predicted model, not a curated record
CUGAUUCGGGUCUUCCCUCCCACAUGAUGAUGAAAUUGAUAGUACUUGCUGUGUCUUACUUGCAAACAAUUCAAUGCAUGAACGGUGGUCGUGGUGGAAUAACCCACGAGCUCUUGGCCGCAUCCAAGGGAAAGAAUGCUGCACAAAUUGCCGAAGCUCCUUCCUUCACGGAGGGAGACGUCAACCUAUACUUCACAACUGUCAGAGCAUUCACACGGCCAGCCCCGGGAUCAUACAAAGACAAGUUAGACCUGACAAUUGCAAAACCCAAGGAUGAUCAAGAAGGCUCUUCAGAAAAAUUUGUGCUUGACACUUACUGGCCAGCUGUUCAAGCAAAACUUCUUUGGGAAGACUUCAAUCCUCAGAUUGAAAAUGCAUCCAGACUUAGUGAUUAA